AUUUUCCAAUCACGUCAGACGUCACUACACAUUCCAUGCGAAUUUAUAAAUAUACACACAUGGUAAUGUCAAGGUCAAGUAUGUCAAUUUUUCCGAAAGUAAUGCAGACACACGCUUGUUUAUGUAGCCGACUAUAAAUUGAUUGACUAUGGCUCAGAUAGGUGUGAGAAGGUUUCGUGAUUUAAGAAGAUUAGAGAAAUGUGGAAAACAGCUUUUAACCAGAACAUCCAGAUUAAAACCAAAAGAUCAACAUCAUAAUCUGUUACCAUGCAGAACAGUGAGUGGGAGCAACCAGUACAGAAAUAGAUCCCAUACCAUGAAGAGUGUGACGCCUACACACAACAAAAAAGUGCAGCUAGUAAUUUUUGAUAAAGAUGGUACUCUUAUAUGCUUCCAUUCCAUGUGGGCCCCUUGGUCCAGAAAAUUGGCUGCAAAGUUGGAAAGUGCAACAGGGUUAAAGAUAGAAGAUAAAAUAUUUGAAACACUAGGAUUUUGUUCUGAAACUGAGACAAUCCAACCAGGGCUCCUAGCAGAGGCAACAACAUCUAUUAUCAAAGAUGAACUAGCUAAAAUGUUGAUAAAUGAAGGUGUUGAUGAGGAUGAGGCAAGAGGAAUUCUUGACCAAAACUGGGAGGAAGGAGAAAAUAAAAAUCCAAAACAUUUAAAAUCUGUCGGUGACUUAAAGACAUUGUUUGAAAUAUUAAAAAAAAAUGAUAUUAAAAUUGCUGUUUGCACUGCAGACAAUAGGGAAGGAUCUUUGGCUGGUCUUGCAGAGCUUGGACUAAAAGAUUACAUUGAUGUUCUUAUAUGUGGGGACGAUCCCCAUACUGAGGCAAAACCUGCUCCACAUAAUGCAUGGAAGAUUUGUAAAGAAUUGGGAGUUGAUCCAAAACAGACUGUAAUGGUUGGAGAUACACAAACAGACAUAUUGAUGUCUAAACGGGCAAACUUAGGUUUAACUGUUGGUGUUCUAAGUGGCGUCGGAGGCACUAGUGAUUUAUUACCGGGAGCUGAUCAUGUUAUUACAGACAUUCAGGAUCUACUUCCUUUAGUUAUGCCAUAUGAAGAUUGGAAAGAUUGCUAUAUUUACACAACAGACGAGAGAGUACUUGUAGAGCCCCAUCAUUAUGACGAACAAAUUACUAAGAAAGUACCUACAAGUGGCAAAAGAAAGUUCUCCCUGGUGGUGUUUGACUUUCAUGGUACACUCAUCUGCCUUCAUACCAAGUCAUCUAAAUGGACCAAAGCCAUUUGUAAAAGAUUUGAAGAGAAAACUGGUUUAAACAUUGGACCACUCAUUGCAGACACACUUGGGUAUUGUGAAAUGACGAAGAAAGUGUCUGAAGGUGUAUUGUCAGAGGGAACUUGGCAUGAAAUUAAGAAGUCAAUGGUGGAUGUCGUGAGAAAGCAAGGAAUUCCAUAUCAAGAAGCUGUUAUCCUCACAAACCAAGUUAUAAAAGAAUGUGAACAUAUUUGGUAUCAGGACUCAAAAACUCUCAACAAAGAUAUCAAAGAAUUUUUUCAACUUUUGAAAAAUGCUGGUAUGAAAAUCGCUGUAUCAGCUGCAGACGAAAGAGAUAAUGUCUUCAAAGAAUUCCAAAACUUAGGGGUUAUGAAUUAUAUAGAUUUCCUUCUAUGUGAUGGUGAUCCUCAUGCUAUUACUCCGCUUGGUAGACAUAAUAUUGAGUUUAUUUGUGAGCAAUUAGAUAUUGAUCCUUCUGAAACCGUUCUGGUUGGCGAUGCCACAGCAGAUUUUAUAAAUGUGGACACUACAAAAUGUAUAGGUGUUUUAACUGGGGUUGCAUCAAAGCAACAGUUAGAAGAUCAUACUGAUGUUGUCGUAGAAUCUGUUGAUGACGUACUUGACCACGUCAUUGGUACAUCACCGUCUCUCCCUCCACCAUCACCUAGGCAACCAUCACAUCAAUCUGCUCCAAUCUCUAUGGCUGGUGGGCCUUUUUCUACAAUCAAAAGAUCAUUUUCUACCAGAUCAUCCAGACAUUACAGUACAAAAUCCGAUAUAAGUAGUGUUCACGAUUAUGUUAUCGUAGGUGCUGGGUCUGCUGGCUGUGUUUUAGCCAAUCGAUUGUCAGCUAAUGAAGAGAACAAAGUAUUGGUUCUGGAAGCUGGACCAAAAGAUUACACAUGGAAAAUACACAUGCCUGCAGCACUGAUGUAUAACCUGUGUGAUGAUAAUUAUAAUUGGUACUAUCAUACAGAGCCAGAAAAGGGAAUGAAUGAUCGUGUAAUGUACUGGCCAAGGGGAAGAGUAUGGGGAGGUUCAUCCUCAUUAAAUGCCAUGGUAUAUAUCAGGGGGAAUGCAUUAGAUUAUGAUGGUUGGGAAAAAUUAGGUGCUUCCUCUUGGUCUUAUGCCGACUGUCUACCAUAUUUCAGGAAAGCUCAGUGUCAUGAAUUGGGGGAAAACGACUACAGAGGGGGCAGUGGUCCUUUAAAUGUGUCUAGAGGAAAGAACAAAAAUCCACUUUUCCAAGCUUUUAUAGAUGCUGGGGUAGAAGCUGGUUACCCUUUCACUGAUGAUAUGAAUGGGUACCAGCAGGAAGGACUUGGAUGGAUGGAUAUGACAAUUCAUAAAGGAUUACGUUGGAGUGCAGCAUCAGCAUAUCUACGUCCUGCAAAUAAACGAAAUAAUUUGACAGCAGAAGUUAAAGCAUUAACCAAUAGAAUUAUUUUUGACAAUAAUCGUGCAGUAGGGGUGGAAUAUGAACAAGGUGGUGUUUUGAAAAGAGCAAUGGCAAACAAGGAAGUGAUAUUAAGUGGCGGAGCGAUAAAUUCACCACAGCUUUUGAUGUUAUCUGGUAUAGGAAAUGCAGAUGACUUAAAGAAACUGAACAUACCAGUGGUCCAGAAUCUACCUGGCGUUGGAGAAAACUUACAGGAUCAUUUAGAAGUCUAUGUACAAUAUGAACUAACUCAGCCUUUAUCGUUAUAUAAAGCACAAUGGAAAUUUCCUCACAACAUGAUCCGCAUAGGUCUACAGUGGUUCGCAACACAAAAAGGAGAUGGUGCAUCAGCACAUUUAGAGUCAGGAGGAUUUAUAAGAAGUAGACCAGGAGUAGAGUUUCCAGAUAUUCAAUUUCAUUUCUUACCUUCUACAGUCAACGACCAUGGAAGGAAAAUGGGGGACAGACAUGCAUGUCAGGUUCAUGUAGGAACAUUAAGACCAACAAGUCGAGGUCACAUAAAACUAAAAAGUAAUAAUCCAAGAGAUCACCCAAAACUUGUUGCUAAUUAUAUGUCAACACCAGAAGAUAUUGAAGAUAUGAGAAAUAGUGUAAGAUUGGCUAGGGAAAUAUUCCAACAGAAAGCUUUUGAACCAUAUGUAGGACCAGAGCUAAAUCCAGGAUCAAAAGUUCAGACAGACGCUGAAAUAGAUGAGUAUGUGCGUAGAAUGGGAGAUAGUGCAUAUCAUCCAUCAUGUACCUGUAAAAUGGGAUCACCUUCAGAUUCAAUGACAGUGGUUGAUCCAGAAACCAAAGUUCUAGGUAUAGAAGGAUUAAGAGUUGUAGAUGCUUCUAUAAUGCCUGCAAUGGUUAGUGGAAAUUUAAAUGGACCAACAAUUAUGGUUGCUGAGAAAGCAGCAGACAUUAUCCUAGGGAACAAACCUUUACAAAAAUCUAAUGCUCCAGUGUAUCGACCGAAAACUUUAGAAACACAACGGUGAAAAUGUUUCAAAAGUUUUCAUUAAUCUACAUGUUGUAUGAAAGACUUUUAAGGUUGAAUAAAAGUCCCUAUAUAGCACUCACUAAUGUGACAUUUAGAUGAAUACAAGUGGUUUAUCACUAGUGCUUAUGAACAAAUGGCCAAUACAGUUAUUAACUUAUUUUUGUUAUGCCUCUGAACAAAUGGCAUAUAAAAACUAUGUAACCCUUGUUAUGCCUAGACAUUUAUUAAUUUAUAUUACAUUUUGUCAACUAUGAUGUUUUACAUUUGAAGUAUAAGGCCUAAAUUAAUAUUUUGUUUGUUUCCCCAAUCCCGCCCCUGCCAAGUGGGUAGGUAGGUAGGGGAAUAAUUUUAUUUUAUCCAAAAAGCUUGAACAAUAUUGAACGGAUGCAGCAAGCCUGAAAAUCAGAAAGGAAUAAAAUAAUUUUCUACUUAGAUUUGACAAUAAAAUUUUAUGAGUAGCACAGUUUUUGCAGGGUCGAUUGGGAUUGGGGAAACAAACAAUAUUUUAUUUUAGGCCUAACUUGCAUUUUUUUUCCCCUGAUAAACUGCAUUUUAAGAAUUACAGGCAUUGUCUGUAAAUUGUAUAAAUUUUGUUGUAUAAUGAUGACAAUAAUGACUUAAAGAUCACAUUUGCAAGUCAAUCCAUAUGAACAACUUUCUACUUAAUUUUGCCAGUGUAUGACAGAGUACACCUCACCUUUCAUAUAUAUUUUAGGCAUAAACGGCAGUAAGGCAGGGGUAUUUUAUGUUGUAUCAACAUCUAUUAGUAUGUUAUGUUAAUGCUUAGUUGAGAAACUUGUUUAAUGUUAAUGUUUAAUUAAGAAACUUGUUUAACAAGUACCGUAAAUAUUUAUGUCUUAGUUUGUUACAAGUUUUUAGAUGGAUAUAGUAUUGUAAUAAUGUACAGUAGUAGCUCCAUGCGUCAAAUAGCUUCCCUAUUUAUUUUCUAACAUUGUUUGGAAUUUGUAAUAGUAAACCAAUUGUUCUAAUGAUUCAAAUCAAUGACAUUGUACUGGAUAAUCUGAUAUUAGUUUCAUAAAUAAAUGCUUUUAAAUUGUUCCGAUUUUAUACAAAACAUGUUGACUUGUACUUUUAGUCUUUCUCAAUUUAUUAAAGGGCAAUAACUCUGCAAUGCAGUACAAUUGCUAAAAAAUUCAAAUAUUGUACCACAAAUUGGUAAUAAACACUUACUUGAAGACAUUUUCUUGAAUUAUUAUUAAAAAUUACAAAAAAUAGUGAACCUAUUCUCUUUUGAAAUUUUAUACCUUGUUGAUGCUUGAAGACAAUUAUUAGAAAGUAUAAGAAUAGGAGAACAAUGAAAUUUAAAAUAGCACAAAAAAUAUGCUAAAACCGUCCAUUAAACAUUACAUAUAUAUAAAGGAUAUAUGAAAUCCAACAAUUUUGAGACAUGAAAUUUUGUGAUUAUAUGUAUCUCAACAUAUUUAUUUUUUUGUGUAAAAUGUAUGUAAAAGUAUGGCAAUUUAUUUUACUGUGAUAUAUUAUUUCAUAGUGAAGAUAUGACAAUCAUGAAUGGCGCUCUCAAAUCUCCAAAUAACACAUCAAUUAAAGAUAAAAAGCCAUACAAACAGAGUAACAUUUAUUUUGUUGGAGGAUUCCUCAGAGUUGUUUUAUCUUUACAAAGCUAUACUGUAACUUAUAAAAUAUUAAAAUUGUUUCUUUAACAGUUCAUGCAUUGAAAUAUAUACCACUAGACAAACAAAACUCGAUCUUUCACUUGAACAGAUGAAAUGCCUUUAAAAUGCAGAAGACAUUUAUAAAAUAUAAAGAGUUGUUUUUAUUUUUUAGUUGUUUCAUUGUAUAUGGUUAGAAAUAGAAGAGUUAAUAUUAUUUGUAUUGUUUAAAGAAUGUUUCUAAAUGAUCAAUGUUUUUGUUUUCACGUGAUGAGAUAACAGGGUAUUGUUGCUUUUGUAUUUAAAAUUUGUACACUUUUCAAGAAUAAGUGACAACACAAAUGUGCAAUGGAAGGAAUCAAUACUUAAUUUAAUAAAUAUAGAACUAUGUUA
This is a messenger RNA of Mytilus trossulus (common blue mussel), 5708 nucleotides long. RefSeq lists its product as uncharacterized. Bases 149 to 3682 code for a protein of 1177 amino acids. The record is from RefSeq and is a predicted model, not a curated record. The transcript is spliced from 6 exons. Gene Ontology annotation, molecular function: choline dehydrogenase activity; flavin adenine dinucleotide binding. Lineage: Eukaryota; Metazoa; Mollusca; Bivalvia; Mytilida; Mytilidae. Gene Ontology annotation, cellular component: mitochondrial inner membrane.